AUGUCGUACUCCGAGCUUCGGAAGAAACAGAAUGUGUCGUGGGCAAAUGAGAGUGUGCGCAAAGGAAUCCAUCACGCGGCUGAUAGGAAUUAUGUCAUGGCAAUCAAAUGCUAUCAGAACGCCCUGGAGCUAGACAGCGAGAACGCAGAUGCUUACGUAGCGCUGGGGGCAGCCUAUGCCAACACCUCAAAGUCGCAUGAAGCUAUCGAAGCUUUUUCGAAGGCCCUCGAGAUUCAACCGGAUCACAGUAAUGCGAUCAAGUAUCUCAAUGCCACCAGGUCGAAGUUUGGACUUGCUCAA
Guillardia theta CCMP2712 is the source of this 300-nucleotide messenger RNA. RefSeq lists its product as hypothetical. The transcript has a single exon. Lineage: Eukaryota; Cryptophyceae; Pyrenomonadales; Geminigeraceae. The annotation marks the transcript as partial. Gene Ontology annotation, molecular function: protein binding. The record is from RefSeq and is a predicted model, not a curated record.